Messenger RNA from Penicillium pulvis, 1221 nucleotides. RefSeq names its product glycosyltransferase family 2 protein. NCBI's taxonomy places the organism in Eukaryota, Fungi, Ascomycota, Eurotiomycetes, Eurotiales, Aspergillaceae. The transcript has 2 exons. The record is from RefSeq and is a predicted model, not a curated record. The coding region runs from base 1 to 1221 and encodes 406 amino acids.
AUGGAGCAAAAGGAGGCUAUCUCCCUCGAUAAAGCAGCACAUCUCGUUUCUACCUUCGAGCGAUCCUUCCUUCAUAUCCGCCCUACGUUCCAUCCAUCCGGUAUACAAGGAGAGAUUGCAGGCAAGAGUUCGAAUGUUGCUUUCGCAGCCAAGCGAAUUGUGCAAAUUCACAACGCAGAGCUGCGUGCAGAUUGUUGUCAGGUGGUGGUCACAGUCAUGGAUGCUGACACGCAUCUUUCAUGCGAUUACUUCACCGAGAUUCGUCGCCUUCACUACUCUAAUAUUGAGGACGCAGACCGUGCAAUUUACUGCUGUCCCAUAAUAUUCGAUCGCAACUCAAAUGACACUCCCAUCUUGGUCCGAUGCGCCGAUCUUCUAUGGGGAUUCGCAGGGCUCUCCACCAUGUGGCCGGGAACACCCAUUUCUAUCCCCACAUCGGUGUAUUCCCUACCACUUUCUCUUGCAGAGAAGGUCGGCGGUUGGGAUAGUGACCCGACUGCGAUUGGAGAAGACAUGCAUAUGAUGCUCAAAUGUUACUUCGAAACAGCAGGCAACAUCAUCUGCCAGGUGGUAUACAUCCCAGCGAGCCAAUGCAAUGUCUCAAGUGACGGUAGCCGCGGUUGGACACGAACGAUGGAUACUCUUAUCGCUCGAUAUCGCCAGGCGCUGCGACACAUGUGGGGCGCGCUUGAUUCCGGCUUCGCGGCACGACGAACAUUCGGCUACCUCCGCUUCCACAAGCGGUGCUCAUUCUUGAGUCUGAGGCACUUUGCACUUUCGCAUUUGCUUUGGGAGGCGCACUUUUUACCAUGUCAUCUGGUUAUCAUCAUGAUUUUCUCUGUGCUGUAUACAGUCUUGACACCUGCGUCGCAGCUGCAUCCGACUUUGGCACGGGCUUUUUUUAUCAAUGAUGUCCUGCGAACAUCAGCAUUCCUUGGGAUGAAUUUCUGUAUUGCUUUGUAUGAUCGGUGGCAUACGAUUUGUCUAAAAUCGCGGAUGAAGGAUAUGUAUGUAGCUAAUGUGCCGGACACGGGCUUCUCCCCCCGUGUCUGGUAUAAGCCGCAGCACCUUCUGGAGAGAAUCUGCUUCCCGAUUGCUGGAACACUCUAUGGUGCUAUUCCAGCUUUGCAUGCGGUGUUCUCUCACUUCUUCACCGAUCGACUGGUGUAUCGCGUUAGCAAGAAACCAACCUUCAGUCUAGAGGCCGUGGGUUUGGCAUGA